AUGAUAUUGAACAAUGUAGAAGUUGAUUCGAGAAUGUCUUUGAGCAAUAGUGUGGUUGAAAGUUAUGGUGGUUGUAAACAUCACUACCUUGCGCCCACACCUCCAAACGGAUUAAGGUUAGAAACUAUAAUGUUGUCGACACCAAUGGCAGAAAUAUGUGGCGUAUGUCGUAUUAAAUUCUUAUGCCAAUUAUUAAUGGCAGUUGUGAGAAGGAAUAAGAUAUGGUUUGAAGCCCAUGCGAAACUUUCUGAAACCGACACAGAAUAUUUUGGUAGUAAUUUCUUGUUUAACAUUCAGGAUGACGAAGCGGAAACACCACUAAAGACGAUCAUUUGA
Funneliformis mosseae is the source of this 336-nucleotide messenger RNA. NCBI's taxonomy places the organism in Eukaryota, Fungi, Glomeromycota, Glomeromycetes, Glomerales, Glomeraceae. The record is from the annotation of a GenBank genome assembly.